GUGCUAAAUGCUAAUGCGUAGAGAAAUUAUUUUUGUUAAUUAAAAUUACACUGAUGGCCUAACUUAAAAGAUUGACGAAAAGUAAUCAUUUUUAAGUUCCCCGCCAAAUAGUUUGAACUUUGAUUUUACGAUAAAUUAUCUAUUGGUUGUAUGCAUUUAUGAAAAAUGAAAGUAUAAUAUUUUUAUUAUUUUAGUACCACAGAGAAUAAUAACUAUUAGGGAUAUAAAUUGCACGAGUUGUAAUUUUACAAGUUUUAGAAUUAUUAAAAAAAUUUUGAAGUUAGAACCGUACUAUACUACUAAUUGCAUUCUGAUUUUCUGAAAAUUCCCGGUAUUUUGUUAUCAUUAUCACAAUGAGCGCCAAACUCAAUUGCUGCAGCUGUGCUUAUGAAUAUUUGCGACAGAUGUUUUGAACGUUUUGUAGUUCUGCUUCAUUUUUCAUUUGAAAUUUGAAUUUGAAUUUACUUGUUGUCCUAUUCGUGUUCCGUAAAUCGUCUCUUUUCGGUUCUCGUUUAUUUCGACAUUGAUAAUUCAUCAAAUAUACUUCGAAGUUAUAAUAAACUGUACCUCCAAUCAGUUCAUUGUUGUUGCAGAAUUGUGAACUCAUUAAUUUUUUGUCCAAAGUAAUAGCCAUGAGUGCAUUAAUUAAUCGUCGCAAGCGGAUUCGAUUGAAUUCAGGUGCACCCAAUGAAGAUGAAGCUUCUCCUAAUGUCACUGAUAGCGCUCCUGACAAUAAUGUAUCUGAGGAUAAUGCAACACCAAUGAAAGAGGAGAAUGAUUUUGAAUUGGACUCCGAACAAGAUGAUCCCACAGGUUUGGAAGGAGCAGCAUUUCAUAGUCGUCUACCAUUUGAUAAAAUGACUUCAAAUGAAGCCUACUGUUUUUCGGACGUAGCUCACGGACCAACUCAAACUCAGAAAGUUUUUUUACACAUUCGCAAUCGAUUGUUACAACAAUGGUUGGAUAAUCCAAAACAACAAUUACUUUUUGAAUCUGCUCUCCCAUUGAUUGAGCCACCUUUUAAUACUGAUAAAGCUCUUAUUCAACGGAUUUAUGCAUACUUGGAGCGUCAUGGGUUCAUAAACUUUGGGGUGUUUAAGAGAUUAAAACCUCUACCUGUAAAAAAAGUAGGAAAAGCUAUUGUGAUUGGUGCUGGUAUAGCAGGACUAGCUGCUGCUCAACAAAUGCAACAAUUUGGCAUGGAAGUUAUUGUUUUAGAAGCAAGGGAUCGAGUUGGUGGGCGCAUUGCUACUUUUCGUAAAAAUAGUUAUGUCGCUGAUUUGGGUGCAAUGGUAGUUACUGGUUUAGGAGGUAAUCCAGUGACAGUGCUAUCUAAACAAAUUAACAUGGAACUUCAUCGGAUACGUCAAAAAUGUCCAUUAUAUGAACCUGGGAAAUUGAAUGCAUUGGUAUCUACUCAAGUUCCUAAAGAUAAAGAUGAAAUGGUUGAGAGAGAAUUCAAUCGUCUUUUGGAAGCUACUAGUUAUUUAUCUCAUCAUUUAGACUUCAAUUAUUGUAAUGGAAAACCUGUUUCACUAGGUCACGCACUGGAAUGGGUUAUAAAAUUACAAGAGAAACAUGUUAAAGAGAAAUUGAUUCAGUAUAUGAAAAGUGUUGUAGCUUUACAAGAACGACUGAAAACAAAUUAUAAAAAAUUACUUGAAGUGCAAGACAUUCUAAAAGAUUUAUCUACACAGAAAAAAGAGAAUGCUGAGGAAAAAUGUAAUGAUGCUAGCUCAAAUUUUGCAUACCUUUCAGCUAAGAGAGAAAUAGCCAUUAAUCUCAAACAAUGGGAUGAAUUAAUAGAGGAAAAGAAUGAAAUCGAAGAAAAACUAAAAGAAAUGGAAGCAUCUCCACCAAGUGAUGUAUAUCUAUCAACUAAAGAUCGUCAAAUUCUGGACUGGCAUUUUGCAAAUUUGGAAUUCGCCAAUGCUACUCCGCUUAAUAAUCUGUCAUUAAAACAUUGGGAUCAAGACGACGACUUUGAAUUUACUGGAAAUCAUCUAACAGGAGGUAAACGGCUACUGUCACGCGGAUCGACAUCGGCAGAUCUCAUCAUUUUGUAGCCGAUCGUAUCUGGCAAAGACGACGACGACGAAGAUGACGCUAAACACAAUGUCCACGCCUAUACGAUAUUUCAUUACACCGCGCUCAGUAGUUUUUUAUUUGCAGUAGUGUUGUGACUGUUUUUAAGAGGACUUGAUGCUUGUAUUUAACAGGGU
This is a messenger RNA of Myzus persicae (green peach aphid), 2222 nucleotides long. It is a transcript of the gene Su(var)3-3, whose product is annotated as lysine-specific histone demethylase 1A. Lineage: Eukaryota; Metazoa; Arthropoda; Insecta; Hemiptera; Aphididae. Bases 633 to 2066 code for a protein of 477 amino acids. The record is from RefSeq and is a predicted model, not a curated record. The transcript has 13 exons. Gene Ontology annotation, molecular function: protein binding; oxidoreductase activity.